AUGACCAGGUUUACUAAAAUGUGGAUAUUUCUCAAUGCGAUGGUGGUAAUGGCCAUGCAAAUAACAGAUGAACCGUUUGUAGUGAAUGACGCACUGAAUCAGCGCACUGCUGCGAAUCAAGGCGACGCGGCUGAACUACGAUGUGAAAUAAACAGCAACCCUCAUUCUGUUAUAAAAUGGUAUGGUCCAGGCGGUGACGUCAUUAAGAAAGGCAAUAACAUAGCAAUAAUUAUUACUAGGAACUUUACUUGGCAAUUGAAUAAAUUAAUAAUUAAUAAGAAAACUGGAAAAGAUAACGGACGCUAUAUAUGUAAUGCCGACAAUGGCAUUGGGUCAAUUGAUUUCACAGUGGUACUAAGUGGGAAAAGUUUUCCCGACCCUGCUACAGAUAUCAUUGUUUCUUCGACUCAUAAUACAUUGCACGUGGUAUGGAAUUCUGGAUUUAACGGAGGUUAUCCACAAUCGUUUUUUAUUGAAUACGGUGAAUUGCCAGACGGGGAUCAACAAUUCACAGAAGAUACACAGGACAACGAAUUGACAGUCACGAAAUUACAACCACUGACGGGUUAUUACAUCAUCGUGGUCAGCACGAAUGCAUUAGGGGAAGCUCGAAGUGAAAGAUUAUGGACACGUACAAUAGAAGAGCCAAUCAGCUCUCCGAUAAUAAUCUAUCUGUUGUCGUCAGCUCUCCCGAUUUUAGUUUUAAUUGCUGGUUCAUUAAUGGUAGUGUAUCUUAGAAUGAGAUGCAUUAAACCAAGGGAAAGACAAGGUGCGUUAAUAAAAAAUGUAACAGAUGUAAGCCAUUAUGCAUCCCUAAGUAAACCGGAAGCUGAGAAUCAAUACGCCUCGUUGUCGAUUAACAAAGAAGAACACAUCUAUAUGAAGCCAGAGACAAGGAUCUGUGAAUUCCCCAGAGAACGAGUAUGUAUCACCAGUGUUAUUUCAUCCGGGAGAUUCUACGAAAUGUGUAAAGCCGAUGCCUGGAAUAUCGACGGGGAAAAAGAACAUGCGGAGGUUGUCAUUAAAAAAAGCAUCGCUCCAAAAUAUAUUAUAUUGGAACAAAUGCCUGAAAACCUGAAGAAUUAUCUUCAAUUUCAAUGUAACACAUCAACGGAGCAUGUGAGCGAAGUUACUCAAAAGGAUAUGUUUUCCUUCAUGAUGGACAUCGCAAGAGGAAUGGAGCAUCUCAGUAAAUUGAAGAUAAUACAUCGAUAUUUAGCCGCUAAACAUAUAUUGAUAUCGAGUAAUAACACGUGCAAGGUUUCUAAUUUCACUUAUGCAAGUAACGUCAUUAACGAUGACAGAUUCUACGAGAAGACAAAGGACAAUUUCCCGUAUCAGUGGAUGGCGAUUGAAACACUUUUGAAGAAGCGAUUUGAUUGGACGAGCGAUGUAUGGUCUUUUGGAGUUGUAUUAUGGGAAAUCGUGACUUUUGGAUGUUCACCACAUGGAAGCAUGACGAAAAAACAAGUUACAGAUAUGAUUCGAAUGGGAAAACGACUGACUAAGCCACCCAACUGCGGAAAGGAACUCUACAGCGCGAUCAAUUCGUGUUGGAUUCAUAACGUUACAAAUCGACCGCAUUUCUCACAAAUGAUAGAAACCAUCAACAGUUUGAUGAAUGAUGGCAAGGCACACAUCGAUGUUUCAAAUCCUGGCGAAAUACUCAAUAUUUACCAACAUAAUUUACAAUUUACUGUGUAG
Molecule: messenger RNA, 1704 nt
Organism: Saccoglossus kowalevskii
Lineage: Eukaryota; Metazoa; Hemichordata; Enteropneusta; Harrimaniidae
Biological process (GO): cell-cell adhesion; protein phosphorylation
Cellular component (GO): plasma membrane; cell-cell junction
Molecular function (GO): cell adhesion molecule binding; protein kinase activity; ATP binding
Source: RefSeq, a predicted model, not a curated record